UUAAGGAAUAAUAAGAAUUAAUAAUAAUAACCAGUAAUGCAACACCAAAACCAGAAACGUACAAACGAAAUCCAAGGAGCACCCAACAAAAUUUAGUCAAGGAAAUUUGUGAAUUUUUUUAAUUUUACUUAAUCAUCAACUGCUAAAAGAAGCCCCAACAAUUUAGGCCAUUUGCCACUCUCAUUCUCAAAUUUGAAUUAUAACACUAUACAAUAAAUCAUAUAUCAAUGCAGAAAUGCAUGAGUUUAGCUAGGAACAAAUUGUGUUGCACCAUAAAAUCUUGUAUACUAAUUGCAAUUCUAGCAAUAUAGAAUCCCUUGUAGAGUUAACAUUUUUUUUUGGCUAUACAAUGAAGAAUUCACAUGGAAGGUCCAGAAGUACUGUUCAAGGCCCCUGGAAAUAUAACCAGGGAGUAGAUGCCUUGUCCUCCGUUGUCCGAACUGUAUCGAUGAAAACAGGUUUCAACAAGCAGAGAACGAUGAACGACGUGAGCCUGAAAAGUGGGGAAGUAGGUGUUCCUGCAAGUAUUUACACGUUCCGGGAACUUGCUGCAGCAACACAGAACUUCAAUCAAGAAAUGCUGAUAGGCGAGGGGUGUUUCGGGAGGGUGUACAAAGGGCAGCUCAAGCACAAUAAUCAAAUUGUUGCAAUAAAACAACUUGAUAAAAAUGUGGCUGAGGGAAAUGCACUGGAAGGAAACAUAGAGUUUCUGGAUGAAAUUGUGGCACUGAGUCAUGUCCGGCACCCAAAUCUUGUCAGUCUCAUUGGUUACUGUGCUGAUGGCGGCCAAAAAAUCUUGGUGAACGAAUAUAUUUCCAAUGGCUCGUUGCAGGAUCACCUUUUCAAUGUUUCUGCAGAAAGGCCGCCUCUUGACUGGCAUUCUAGGAUGAAAAUAGCGAAAGGAGCAGCUCAGGGACUGGAGUAUUUACAUGAUACUGCCAGCCCUCCGAUUAUAUUUGGGGACUUGAAAUCAUCAAACAUAUUAUUAGACGAUGAAUUCAAUGCCAAGCUUUCUGAUUAUGGCCUUUUUAAGUUAGCUCUAGAUAAUUAUAAUAGUAAUAAUUUCAAUAAAGAUCAUCACAGAAGCAUGAUGGUGAUGGAAACGUAUGGACAUUGUGCACCGGAGUAUGCAGAAACAGGCGAGGCAACACCCAAGUCUGAUGUCUACAACUUUGGAGUUCUGUUGCUUGAAAUCUUAUCUGGACGAAGAGCUAUUGAUACGACGAUGCCAACUGAGGAACAACACUUGGUUACUUGGGCACACCCAAUAUUUAAUGACAGAAAAAAAUUUCACUUAAUGGCUGAUCCUCUGCUUGAGAAUAAAUAUCCUAGAAAGGGUCUUUACCAAGCUAUAGCAAUGGCAGCCAUGUGUCUGCAAGAAGAAGCUAAUACCAGACCUUUGAUUGCGGAUAUUGCUACUGCCUUGGAGUACUUGCUUUAUGAAAACUUCGAGACCAAUGAGAUGAUGUACAUGACGGAUGCUGAACUAGCACAGGAAUUCGGAUAUCAACAAGAAGACGAUGCUGAGAAGCAGUGUAAUACAUCUACUGAUUAGAGAUAACAAUGUAGAAAACAUUUGUAUAAUGACAACAAAAGGAUGUGUAUAAUUCUGGAUAAUCAAGUGUUUACCUUAAUACUCCUGAGUUUGCAGGUUCUUGUACUUGAAGCUAGAAACUCCAUGUAAUUCUGCAACUUCAACAACUGAGCAAGUGGCAGGUAGGCGAAAACUUUUCUUCUUCUGUUUUCUCCUCACCAGGAAGUGAAGAUUAAGGCAUGAGUUAACUUCACUAGAAGCACUCUCCUUUUUCCCAGUGUGGCGAAAUUCGAGUCGUCGGAAAUACUCCAUCUCUUUCUUCACAAGUGAUCCUACUGUCCCUUUUGUGCCUACCUCAGUAGGAACUGAUGCACUCAUUCUUAAGCUAAAAACUUUGCACAGAACACAAAAAUCAGAACUAGAUGGUAAUGUCUGAAGCUUUUUGGAUAUAAGAGGGUACUGUAUUUGUUUUCCUAUGCUCCUGAGUGUUUUCUAAUGGAGAUUGCUUCGCUUAUAUUCUACACCAACUCUUCCCUUUUCUUGUGUUCAUUAUUAAUUGUCUUAUAUAGAUCCAGAUAGAAGAGAUGAUCAUGAUUUUCUUAGGCACUUGGGGUCAUGUAAUCAUAAUUCUGAUACUAGUGGCUCUAAUUAUGACAAUUGAUAAUGCAUGCUCCAUUGUGUACAAAAUGGAAAUAAUUCCAUUCAUGCCUCAAGCAAUUACACUUUUGCCUAAGGCAUCUUUACUCCGUUACUUUUUUUUAUAGCCG
This is a messenger RNA of Daucus carota subsp. sativus, 2301 nucleotides long. RefSeq names its product probable serine/threonine-protein kinase PBL23. Gene Ontology annotation, biological process: protein phosphorylation. The coding region runs from base 350 to 1555 and encodes 401 amino acids. NCBI's taxonomy places the organism in Eukaryota, Viridiplantae, Streptophyta, Magnoliopsida, Apiales, Apiaceae. Gene Ontology annotation, molecular function: protein kinase activity; ATP binding. The transcript is spliced from 5 exons. The record is from RefSeq and is a predicted model, not a curated record.